AGUUCCAGCUCGAGCUUCGCUCUGCACCUGCGGUCUGUCCAUCUUGGUCUGUCAGUAAUAAUCAUGCGGUGUUUACAGUGUUCGGUGUUUUGCUUCAGAACAGAGUACGCAAUAAUCUGGGACCUAAUCUAAUCUGGGAAAACCGGAAAGGAAACGAAACCAUGAAAUGGAGAUCACUCGGGACAGACCGUCCCUGUACGGAGAAAUCGCUCAUGGCCUGGGGUUCUGGACAGAGCGCUCAGCGGUUCAUGAGGCAGCUGCUCGGGGCAGAGCCCUCCAGCUGCAGCAGCUCAUCCAGGGGGGGGCCUCUGUGAACACUGUGGCUGUGGACUCCAUCACCCCCCUGCACGAGGCCUGUAUACAGGGUCAGACUCAGUGUGUCAGACUGCUGCUGGACGCCGGUGCGCAGGUGGAGGCUCGUAACAUUGACGGCAGCACCCCGCUGUGCGACGCAUGUGCAGCAGGGAGCUUGGAUUGUGUCAAACUGCUGCUGGAUUAUGGAGCAACAGUCAAUCCUCCACUGUUUACCUUCUCCCCUCUUCAUGAGGCAUGCAUGGGAGGUAAUCCAGACUGUGUUCAGCUCAUGAUCGAUCGAGGAGCUUUCAUGGAAGCUCAUGACUGCCAUUAUGGAACACCGCUUCACGUGGCCUGUGCUCGACAACACUACGACUGCGCCAAAGUCCUUCUCAUUGCAGGGGCGAACGUGAACGCUUCCAAGCUCCAUGAGGUGGCUCUUCAUCAUGCAGCUAAAACGAAGAACACUGAUCUGAUGGAGCUUCUUGUGGAGUUCGGCGGGAACGUGUUUGCUAGAGAUAACCUGAACAAAAAGCCCAUCCACUACACCGGUGUGGGCUCUGCCUCGUACCGCUGCCUGGAGUUCUUUGAAAACACCCCUCUCAGUCUGCAGCAGCUCAGCAGAGUGGCUGUGAGGAGAGCGCUCGGUACCAGAGCACGAGGAGUCGUUUCCAAGCUGGGUUUGCCCACACGCAUCCUCAACUUUCUCUCGUUUGUUGCGCCUCCUGUUUUUGAAAUUCAAGAGCAUUCCAACUAGACGUGACUCUUCUAGUUUACUUCUUUCUCAUCAAAUCUGCUCCUGCUGCUGCUUGUUUUUCAGAGAGUCACAUGACAGGAUGUUGAAGUCAACAAACACGUCUUACCAGACAGGACGGAUUUCAUGAGAUUUGCAGAAAAUAUGUUUUUCUUUUUUAAAACCUAAACCCUCAGAGAACUUGAUUUUCUUCAUGAGCUGGAGACCACAUUAAGCUGUAGUGAAUUAUUUCAGUUCUGCACUUUGGUCAUGGAUGUUUGUUGCGAAGGCUGAAAAAUGAAAGGCGCACCUGUUAACCAACCCAAUCGGCGACAGUAAACGCUCCCUUUACUUUGUGGGUUCAGCUCAUCAUUAAGGAAUGUGAGCGAGAACGGGUUUUCUGCUUGAUGCGCUCGUUCCAGCAGGCAGCGCUCCUCCACCUGUAAAAUCUACUGCAGUUCAUGGAACGUGGAGAAAUUCUCAUUUCUGAGAACGUUGAUUAAGCAAACAGAACUGUGAUGGUUUUCACACUCGUCAGAACUAUUAAAGUUGUGGCUCUAAGAAGUGGAAAACUUCUGUUUAAAUUUAUAGCAGAAAAACAAGUUUUUCUCUUUGAUUCUUAUUGAUAAUCACCAAGAAAUAAAAAGUGUGUGUUUCACACACCAAGUCUGUGUGUGUUUAACUUUUAAAAUCAAUCUUUCAGCUCCAAACACUGAUCUUCAAAUUGUGCACAAAGAACAAGCAGGUUGAGUGAAAUAAACAUUCCUGGAGGUGAUGCGUGUCUUCUGCCAGUGUUUCCAGUGGUGGAGGUGUGAGUGUGUUGGUGCUUGUGUACAUCAUGAGGAUCAGUCCCAGCUACAGUCACACCAAACUUUAUCUCAAUAUCUGUAACGCCAACUGAAUUAGAGCCAGUCUUGUGUUUAUUAUUGUUGAUCAGCUGUUGCGGCCAUUUUGAAUCGUACUUGCUCCCAAAGUUCAUCAGUUGUAGACAAACAUCCAGUGAUUACUUUCUAAAAGUUUCAUUAUAAUCUGUCCAGAGGUUCACGAGAUAUUUUACUAACAGACACAUACAGACAUAUUGAUUUCAUGUAUGCACUUGUAAAUAUCCUGUAAGUAUUUAUUUGACUGUUUGACUUUGUACAUACCAC
Molecule: messenger RNA, 2175 nt
Organism: Nematolebias whitei (Rio pearlfish)
Lineage: Eukaryota; Metazoa; Chordata; Actinopteri; Cyprinodontiformes; Rivulidae
Gene: asb13b
Product: ankyrin repeat and SOCS box containing 13b
Exons: 6
Coding region: 167-1051 (294 amino acids)
Biological process (GO): protein ubiquitination; positive regulation of protein catabolic process
Molecular function (GO): protein binding
Source: RefSeq, a predicted model, not a curated record